CUGUUAUGCUGUCAAGUAGGAACGUCAGUAAUUCCUUGAGAAGUAGUAAAAGCAGACUCCAUUGUACUUAUGAAGAAAAUUGUUUAUUUUCAAGCAUGACGUUAACCCUCCCAGGAAUUGUGACACCUCAAUCUCCCUAAUAGUUAUUCAUAAGAGAUCAUAUUAUCUAUUCUAUCAACGAGGGGAAAUGAGAUCCCAUAACCCAACAAGUCGAGAAGUUGCAACGCUGGUACAUAGAGAUGGUGGUCGACAGGCAUAUGGUUGCUUGCAUAAGUGGUUGGGAGCAUCAAAAAUUAAAAAAGAAAAAGGAUUCCCUAAUGGCAUCGUUUAGGGCUUGUAAUAAUAAAGUUAAAGAAUCUACAAAAAGUGGAGCAGGUACAGAAGACAUAUAUAAACCAAAUUGGUUCGCUUACGAAAGAAUGGCCAGUUUCCUUCAAAAUAAGAAUGAGGCAAGGAAUACAAUAAAUUCAGAGAACCUCGCAUCACAGCUGUCGCAGGAUGAAACAACUCCGAACGAUCGUCCUGCGCAGAAAAAGAAGAAAGUGACUGAAGAGGUUGAACUAAAAAGAAAAGUAGAUGAGGCAUAUACUAUUAUGCAAAACAAUGCCCAAAAAAAUGCAAAAGGAAAAGAUUUUUGUGACAAAUAUGGGGAAUUGGUUGCUGAAAGAUUGAAACAGUUUGAUGAGAGAACUAGGGACAUUGCAAUAAAUCGAAUUGAUAAUCUUCUUUUUGAAAUGAAAAUGAAUUUGAAUAUGCCACUAAAUUAUCAGCCGUUCAUGACUACUAAUAAUCAAAAUGUAACUGUUUUAACUUCUGUGAACCCGCAAUGUAGUCCAUUAUCAUCGCCUUCUAAAGCAUCGUUUAGUAGUCGUCAAUCUUCUACCAACUUUGCCAUUGGACUUUCCCAACCACCAUCACCUUAUCAAAGUUCUGCGACGUUUCAAGAAACUCAACAAUGUCCCCCAUCUGAUGAGUCACAAUUUGAAAGUUUGAAGCAGUGUUAUACAAGUUUCAGAUAA
Messenger RNA from Acanthoscelides obtectus, 1019 nucleotides. The record is from the annotation of a GenBank genome assembly. Lineage: Eukaryota; Metazoa; Arthropoda; Insecta; Coleoptera; Chrysomelidae.